UCAUCAUUCGUGACUGUGCAAGGCACGGGGACUCAGACAUGCGUGUGGGAGUGCAAGCGAGGGAGAUGGACGGGAGGCGAGCGCGCUCUCCACAUGUGUAACCUCCCUGUUCCGGAGCCUGCGUUCAUUCAUAUGCAUGCAGUGGUUAAAUAUUUGAUAAAAGGCGGCAUAGCUACACUGCUCAGCCUUAUUUUUAAUGGGCACACCUUAAAAUAGCGUGCUCCUAAAUUGAAAGUGUGAAAAAAUCAUGAGUGUUGGUCCUAGGUCUCGUCCCCUUUCCUCCCCCAUUUGUACUCUCCCCUCCAAAAGGGAACGCUUGCAGCAGAUUGUGGAAGGAUUUGGGUCUGCAGCUAGAGAGAAGGGGAUUAGGGCCAGAGCGGUGCAAGUUAAAUUGUGCUGCAUAUAAAAAAUGGGCGGAUUGGUCUCCAGAUCCAGAGGCUGGUACCACCUUCCUUUCUAAAAUAAAAUCUCUCUGGCAUGAAGUCACCGCCUAUUUCACAUCCGGUUUGCCCUGGGACGUAUUACUACUGUCUUGGUAAAGAGAAAUCUUUUGUUGUAUAGCUGCAGAUUGGAUAUUGGGAAGCAAAUUGGGGUGUGAGAUCCUCGGCGAAGGAGCACGCAGAGUCCAUGAUGGCUCAGAUCGAGUGAGUGAGAGGCAGGGCGAGGACGCCCCUCGCUCGGUGCGCCCGGACUCGCGGACUCGCGCUGGCUCCAGGCUCGCUACGAUUUCCUCUCGCAGACUUUUCCCCGGGUCUGGAGCGAUCCUGUGCCCAGAGGGGGCCCCGAGCUGCACAAGCCCGCGAUGAGGAAGAAAAGCCUGGGUCUCUCUGACUGUCUUUGGGCCUGGACCCUCCUACUGAGCACACUGCCUGGAAGAAGCUGUAACGGACAACCCUCGUUACAAGAUGAACUUAAAGACAACACCACCGUCUUCACCAGGAUUUUGGACCGACUCCUAGAUGGUUAUGACAAUCGCCUGAGACCAGGACUGGGAGAGCGUGUAACUGAAGUGAAGACCGACAUCUUCGUCACCAGUUUCGGGCCCGUCUCAGACCACGACAUGGAAUAUACAAUAGAUGUGUUUUUCCGUCAAAGCUGGAAGGAUGAAAGGUUAAAAUUUAAAGGACCCAUGACAGUUCUCCGACUGAACAAUCUAAUGGCGAGUAAGAUCUGGACCCCGGAUACCUUUUUCCACAACGGGAAGAAGUCCGUGGCGCACAACAUGACCAUGCCCAACAAGCUGCUGCGGAUCACGGAGGACGGCACCUUGCUGUACACCAUGAGGCUGACAGUGAGAGCUGAGUGUCCAAUGCACUUGGAGGACUUCCCCAUGGACGCCCACGCCUGCCCACUAAAAUUUGGAAGCUAUGCUUACACAAGAGCAGAGGUCGUUUAUGAGUGGACCAGGGAGCCAGCACGCUCGGUGGUGGUAGCAGAAGAUGGGUCCCGUCUGAACCAGUACGAUCUUCUUGGACAAACAGUGGACUCAGGCAUUGUUCAGUCUAGCACCGGAGAAUAUGUUGUCAUGACCACUCAUUUCCACCUGAAAAGAAAGAUCGGCUACUUUGUUAUUCAAACAUACCUGCCAUGCAUAAUGACCGUCAUUCUGUCCCAAGUCUCCUUCUGGCUCAACAGAGAGUCUGUGCCGGCCAGGACUGUCUUUGGAGUAACAACUGUGCUCACCAUGACAACGUUGAGUAUCAGUGCCAGAAAUUCCCUCCCUAAAGUGGCGUAUGCAACUGCUAUGGAUUGGUUUAUCGCGGUGUGCUAUGCCUUCGUGUUCUCGGCUCUGAUUGAGUUCGCCACGGUCAACUAUUUCACCAAGAGAGGUUACGCCUGGGAUGGCAAAAGUGUGGUUCCGGAAAAGCCAAAGAAAGUGAAGGACCCUCUCAUUAAGAAAAACAACACGUAUGCUCCCACAGCAACCAGCUACACCCCUAAUUUGGCCAGGGGUGACCCUGGCUUAGCCACCAUUGCGAAGAGCGCAACCAUAGAACCGAAAGAAGUGAAGCCAGAAACGAAACCACCAGAACCCAAGAAAACCUUUAACAGUGUCAGCAAAAUUGACCGGCUGUCGAGAAUAGCCUUCCCGCUGCUAUUUGGAAUCUUUAACUUGGUCUACUGGGCUACGUAUUUAAACCGAGAGCCUCAGCUAAAAGCCCCCACCCCGCAUCAAUAGGUCCUUUUUAUUCACAUUCUUGUUGUUCAGUCCUCUGCACUGGAAAUUGCUUUCUGUCCUCAAUGCGGUAAUUCCCAUCUGCUUUAUUGCCUCUGUCUUAAGAAUCUGAAGGUUUUCUUAUUUCCACAAUUCACACAACAACAACAAGGCCCCUGUCGGGCAGUCCAGAGCAGAGCAGAGGAGCGGAGCGGAGCGUGCAGCGGAGAGACAGGCUUCUGAGAGCGAGGAGAGUGAGGGAGCCCGAGUGACCACGGAGGAGACAGAAUGAGAGAGAGAGGGAGGGGGAAGAAGGGGGCACAGUUCCAAAGACAGGAGGAAAAGGAGAAGCAAAGUCAAACUUAACUAUAACUCUAGAUUACGUGUAGAUAUAUAUUUCCAAAUAUUCUCAAAAAAAAGAAGAUACUGUAUAUGUCAAAAAUAUUUUUAUGUGAAGGUGUUUAAAAGAGUAAAUUAUAAAUGUUUAAUGAAGAAAUGUUUAAUUUUCAAAGAAUCUAUGUCUUUAUUGCACAAACUAUGGUGUGCUCACAGUUUUGUUUUGUUUUUUUUUAAACUGAUGUAUAAUGUGAACAUUUUUUGUUUCCAAAGCUAAAGACCCCAUCAUUUCUCCUGUUACAAAUGCCCAACAUGUUAUUUUGUUGCUAAAUGCUGUUCUAAAACUCGUGGAAAUUGCAUAAGCAAAGGAGCAUUUCCUCACUGUAGAGCACAUUUAAUUCAACGGAGAGAAAUGCUCUCAAUACGCUGCUUCACUAUCACCUCAGCUUUUGCCACUAGACUUGAUGAGGAAUCAUUUUAACAAAGAUAUACACACAAUAAAAACCAAAAAAUAAAUAAAUAAAAUACUUUUAAAAGAUUCCCUUCCUUAUCAUGCCUAUUUCCAGGUAGCACAUGGGCCCAAUAAUCACUUCAUUCCCAUUAUAAAGAUGUUUUAGAAGGGCAAAAAUAUUUUGCAAGCUCUAGAGUUGUUGAAUGUAUUCUUUUAUAUAACAGUACAUUAAAAGCUUUAGAUUGAAAUUUAUGACUAGUGAACAAAAAUAGAAUAUUUAAAUUAUAUAUGUAAAUACACAGCAUGAGAUUGUACAUUUUUUACUUUUUUUAAAGUUGUGUUCUUAAAAUACUGUAUAAGACUCACCGCUGUUAGCUGUUAGAAUGUUAAGUGCUACGGAAAUACUUUUAGAGCCUGCAUUUAAGAUUAGAACAGCUUGUAGGAAUCAGAUGGGACUUCAGAUACACGGGAAUAAAGCUCGCCUAUGCAGAGAAGGCUUGUAACUUCCCACUGCUGUCUGGUGCAUAGCAGGGAAUCAGUUGCUAUCUGCUCACGUCUCGCCACACUUCCCUAAAUUCGGCUCCUGUCAAAUAGAAAGAAAACGGGAAAGCUUUUAAUGAGAGCUAGAAAAUCAACUGUAUAUUACUGCUAUCUUUGCUGAUAUCAACUAUUCCAAUAAGUGUUGUACCAUUAUGUAGCACCAAAUAUAAAAAAAAAUACAUGAAAGAAUGUAUAGAAAAUAGCUUUUAUGGAGUAAUAUUAUUACAUUUCAUUUAUACUGUAGCAAUAUAUUUGUAGGUAUACUAUGUAAGGGCUUUGACUACAAGAGGUCCAUUAAUACUCCCUAUGGAAAUUCUAGUCUGUCUCAUUCCUUCCCAGACGUUUUAGAGAUAAAUAUUUAUGCAGAAGGUAUUUUUGAAGUCUCCUUUUGUCUGAUAGAGUUUCAGAGCUAUUUAAGGUUAGCAUCCAGAACCCACAGGUCAUGGUCUAGAACACACAUUUAGAAUGCCAAAUCACAAACCUGUCAGCACGAUCGCCAAGCCAGGAAGUUGGGAUUCAUGCACAAGUUUUGGGGCAAUGUUUAUUUCCAAAAGCUGCUAUCCAAUGAUGCAGGAAAAUACACUGUGUUUUCCUCAACAAACUCUGGUUUUCUUUCUAAAUGUGCUUUAUUGUUUGAUUUGGUCCUGCCUAAAUUUCACGAGCUAGGCCGAGAAAGGCUGAACUGAGGAUGUUCAUCCUCUGGUAUUUUAUGUAGAUAUCAUGUAUAGAAAAUAAAGUAAAAUAUGGCUCUACCUUCUGUGUUGCUGUUUAUCUUGUUAUUUUUCGACAUUAAUCUAAUGUAUUUAUUAAGAGCAUUUUAUCUUCCAGACUCAUCAAAGCUCACAUUCGGUCUGUAUUUUGCUCAUUAGAUGUGAAUAUUUCUUAGUCUGCUUUCUGCUACACAGUGACUGCAUUUCUAUCAUUUCUGAGUAUGUUGGUACAUGUGGAUAGUAUUCUAUUGUAUUAAUUGAUUGCAUAAUUUAUCAAAGACAAGUUAUUCUAUGUAGCUUUUCUACAGUGCUUUGCUAAACCAUGUAAUACUAGUUAAGUCUUCCUUGAAAAUAAAGUUACACUCUUAUAGAGGACAGUUCCUGUUUACGCCCAGGAAUAUUUUUUAAAAGAUGACACUGAAUGUUUAUUGCACACUAGUGCAGUGAAGUGGCAAUAAAACCUAAUAUGAAUCGGGGUUGUUUAUGGCAGAUGCAUGUAUUGCUUUACAGAGUUUAGCAAAAGCUCUUAAUUUUAUGUCACACUGUAUUCUAUUAUAAUAAUAAAGCUAACAUUAUUCAAUAACAA
This is a messenger RNA of Phyllostomus discolor (pale spear-nosed bat), 4778 nucleotides long. It is a transcript of the gene GABRA1, whose product is annotated as gamma-aminobutyric acid type A receptor subunit alpha1. Gene Ontology annotation, biological process: signal transduction; nervous system process; regulation of postsynaptic membrane potential. Gene Ontology annotation, cellular component: GABA-A receptor complex; neuron projection; dendrite membrane. The transcript is spliced from 10 exons. Lineage: Eukaryota; Metazoa; Chordata; Mammalia; Chiroptera; Phyllostomidae. Gene Ontology annotation, molecular function: transmitter-gated monoatomic ion channel activity involved in regulation of postsynaptic membrane potential; benzodiazepine receptor activity; GABA-A receptor activity. The record is from RefSeq and is a predicted model, not a curated record. Bases 803 to 2179 code for a protein of 458 amino acids.